AUGGCUUCGUUUCCACUGUACUGCAUGAGGGUCGGCGACUUCCUCGCGCUAGAAACUCUGCGUUCUCAUGAAGACCUCUUGGUAAAAGGGCUCAUCAUGCGCGCCGACCGAUUGGAGGCGCCGUCAAUCAACUUCGUUAGCCACCAGUGGAUUUCGACUCGCCAUCCCGAUCCGGACUCGGUACACCUGCGGACGAUGCAGGAAGUCUUCAGGCGCGUCAUCAGAGGCGAGAACAUUUUCGCCGAUGACGAUGUCGCCGCAAAGUUUCUUACCGGUCGGUCGCGCGCUCGCUCGUCCUCGAGUGACGUCCUCACUACGCGAGAGCGGACGUUCGAGGAGUUCCAGCGCUCAGUGUCGGAGGGUUGGGUUUGGCUGGAUUACUUCUCCGUCCCGCAACAGGCAGGGGCGGAGGAGGAGCAAGCGAAGGCGAUUACCUCCAUCCCCACCUACGUCGCGCAGGCCUCUAACUUCUGGGUGUGCACUCCGUUGGGUGUGCGCCGCGAGAGUGGCCACCAAUGCAAUUUCGACACGUGGUUGAUGCGCGGUUGGUGCCGGAUGGAGGCGCUGGCGCUUGACUUGACCCGCAUGAGCGAAGGGCGGCCCAUCUACUUGACACACCAUCUAGGCGAGGAGCCGUCGGCGUCGACGCAGUGCUUCCACGACCGCCUCAACCUUGGCUGGCAACGGCGCAAGGCCGUGCUCACGGGCGACUUUGCGAGGCUGAGCGACCGCGAGGGCCUUCACGCCGUGAUUCGCGAGCUCUACCAUAGCGCAUUGGACUCCUUGCGCUCCGUGUGGGAGCCCCUGGUCGAGUCAGGCGAGUUGCCGCGCCCGAUGUGGGAGCGGUACAUCGCGAGCGCCGACGGCGCGGACGGAGGCGCGUACCACUCAUUCUUCCUGCUCGUGGGGGCCGAGGCGUACAUCUUCGCCGACUUGGCCGACGAGGAGCACGACCAGAGCUACUGGGAGGGCGCGCUGGACGGCUCCGAGGACGCCGUCAAGGCGUGGCUGCUGCAUCGCGGCGAGUACGCCUGGCCGCCGGACGAGUGCUGGGCUUGGUACGCCGCCAUCGUCGGCAAUUUGGCGCUAUUUCGCUUCUUGAUCGAGGAGUUGGGCUUCGACAUCGGCGCUGUCAACAAGUACGGCAUGACGCCUCUCACGAUUUCAGCCAAUUGGGGCAACAUAAGUCUGGUGCGCUACAUCGUCGAGCGGACGGAUGCGGCGCACGUGCUCUACAAAACACCGGGCCUUGGGCUUUCCGCCGUCGGCGUCGCAGCGAAGAAUGGCCACCACCGAACGUUGUCGUUUCUGCUGCAGAGCAAGGCCGACGUGGAGGUGACGCGAAACGACAACCAGAGGACUCCAUUGCACGAAGCAGCUGCCAACGGCAACGAAGAGUGCAUCCGCCUGCUUCUGGGCGCGGGAUCGAGCACCGCGGCGCGGGACGGCGCCGGCUUUACCGCCGCGGAAUUGGCCGGAAAGUACGGCGCGAUGAAGGAAGACGCGGAGCGAGUGAAACUGGCAAGAUUAUUUGAAUGCUAG
This is a messenger RNA of Emiliania huxleyi CCMP1516, 1542 nucleotides long. RefSeq lists its product as hypothetical. The transcript has a single exon. The coding region runs from base 1 to 1542 and encodes 513 amino acids. NCBI's taxonomy places the organism in Eukaryota, Haptophyta, Isochrysidales, Noelaerhabdaceae. The record is from RefSeq and is a predicted model, not a curated record. Gene Ontology annotation, molecular function: protein binding.